AUGACAGCAGCAUGGGCAGCAUUCGCAGCCGUCAGAGAAGCUACAGACCAACUGACGGACCAAGAUCUUCGUGCCCAUCUGUUCGACUCGACAGUCCUUCCAACGCUCUGUUACGCAGCGGAGACGUCGACAGACACCGCGGCCACGUCUACGAAGCUAUUUGCUACCCACAGAGCCCUUGAGAGAUGUCUCCUGAAGUUUAACCGGCGCACACAACACCUUGCCGGUCUUCGUAGCUCCGACUUAAGAGGAAUGUCCCGUCUUCGCGACCCAGCGGAAUAUGUAUCGGAAGCAAAACAUAGAUGGGCCGGUCACAUCAUGAAAAGAAUCGACGAUAGAUGGACUAAAAGAACUCUAGAGUGGAUUCCAAGGGACGCUAAACGCCCCCGAAGGAGACCGCCAACGAGAUGGGGUGACGUGUUCGCUGCACGGAUGGACCAGCUGAGAGCUGGAUACGGCUCAAGGACCUCGUCAACGUCACUCACGAACGUCUUGAGAACAUCUUGGAUGACAAUGGCGAGGAAACGAAACGAGUGGAAGAGAUGCUGGGGCCCGCACGUCUAG
Necator americanus (New World hookworm) is the source of this 564-nucleotide messenger RNA. RefSeq lists its product as uncharacterized. NCBI's taxonomy places the organism in Eukaryota, Metazoa, Nematoda, Chromadorea, Rhabditida, Ancylostomatidae. The record is from RefSeq and is a predicted model, not a curated record. The transcript has a single exon. The coding region runs from base 1 to 564 and encodes 187 amino acids.